UGAAGGCAUGCACUGCUUGAGCACAACAGCAGUCGUAUUAUGUGUUUGUGUUGUGAAUGAGUGACUUGAAUGUUGUUGCGAUCCAUCUUUGAUUCAACUGAUCCUCUGAUCCGCUGCUCAUCACUAGACUGUACACCACAUCACAGACAGAGCAGACCAGACCAGACACGACCACUGCUGGCCAUCCCAGACAUGUGUUGCUAACGCCCGACCACUGACCAGAUCUGCCACCAAAUGCUUUGAUGAGUGUUUGUAUGCAUUGAAUCCAAAUCUCAUCAAUGAAUCCAUUCAAUCGAUAAUCACAUCCAAAGACACACUAUUACUAUAAACGCAACCCUUUUGUGAUCUCUUGUAAAAUAGUUGUAAAAUAUAAGUAAAUUUAUUUAAUAUAAAUAUAAUUAUAGUUAAUAUAAAUCUAAGGCUUAAAGAGAGAAAUCAAUCGCUUUUUUGUUAUUCAAUUGUGAUCUCCUUUUUGUGAACAAAUAUUUUUGUCUCCGAUUUUUGGGUUUUGAAUUGAUUUGAGAUUUGAUUACAAAUAUGAUGUCAAUCGCAGCACUCAUUCAGGCAGCAGAAUAUCUGGAUCGCAGAGAAAGAGAGGCAGAACACGGAUAUGCGUCUACUCUUCCUCUUCCACAUGAUCUCAGUCUGAGUCGUCGUCGGACUAAAUCCAAGAAAUCUCAGGGAAACAGACGGGCCCAUUUGCGCAAUUGUUUGGAGAAACUAAAGGAAAUGGUACCUUUAGGGCCAGAGUCGAGUCGACACACAACUCUUGGUCUCCUAACCAAAGCCAAGUCCUUCAUUCGAAAUUUGGAGGAAAAGGAUCGCAAACAUCAAACAACUAAAGAGCAGUUGCUUCGGGAGCAGAAGUAUCUGCGGAGACGAUUAGAUCAGUUACAAGAAAUUGAUUUCAAGGAUUCAAUGCACAAACGGAGAAGUAUUAGUGAAUGCAGUUCUGGAAUGUCGUCCAUUUCAUCCAACUCUGAACCAGAGACUACUGAAACAACCGAUGCGUACGAGACUUCUGAAAGUGGUAAGAAUAUCAAUGGAAACCUUUGUCUUUGUCGACCACUGUUCCCGAGAUUCACUCAAAACCAGUCUCUCAGUGUCUGUGCCUCUCGUCCUAUCAGAUGAACAAAAGCCAUACAAACUAUUAAUAUUGCUAUUAUUGUUAAGUUAUUGAGAUUUUUAUUUUGUUUUCAUAUUUGACACCAAAUUAUUUAUUUAAUUGAAAAAAUUAUUUAUUGAAAAGAUUUCAUGCAUUUUAUAUAUUAACUAAUUAUUUAGUUUUUAAAAUAUAAUAAAAAAAAAGUUUAAUAUAAAAA
This is a messenger RNA of Medioppia subpectinata, 1322 nucleotides long. The record is from the annotation of a GenBank genome assembly. NCBI's taxonomy places the organism in Eukaryota, Metazoa, Arthropoda, Arachnida, Sarcoptiformes, Oppiidae.